AUGGAAGCACAGCGAGCUGUGUGUCCGGUGUCCAGUGAAUCAGCCGCCGCUUGCAGCUUCUCCGGUGGCUCCCCCGUCGUCGAGAGGCCGUGGUCAGAGAACGCCGGCGGCAAGGAGAAGCGGCCGCGCAUCGACGGCCGCCGCCGCCACCCGACGUACCGCGGGGUGCGCAUGAGGAGCUGGGGCAAGUGGGUGUCGGAGAUCCGGGAGCCGCGCAGGAGCUCGCGCAUCUGGCUCGGCACCUUCGCCACCGCCGAGAUGGCCGCGCGCGCGCACGACGUCGCGGCGCUCGCGCUGAAGGGCCGCGCCGCCGCGCGCCUCAACUUCCCGGAGACCGCCCACGAGCUGCCCCGCCCGGCCUCGGCUGCCCCCGACGACGUCCGAGCCGCCGCGGCGCUCGCGGCAGCGAUGGACAGCGAACCGGCCACGGUCGACGAUCAUGCCCCCCAGGUGGAUGUCACCGGCACCGGCAACGCCGACGCGCCCGCGGCGCCAUGCGCGCGUGCGCUUCCAGAUGGCAAUGACGACAUUGGAGAUCUCGAUCUCUUCGACUUGCCGGGCAUUCUCGUCGAGUUUGGCGUUGCGUUGCCGCCGUCGAUGAACAGCAAUGACGAGUUCUUGGACGACUUCCUCCUCGAAACGGCGCCAUUGCUGCUCUGGGAGAACUGA
Messenger RNA from Oryza brachyantha (malo sina), 669 nucleotides. RefSeq names its product ethylene-responsive transcription factor ERF039-like. Lineage: Eukaryota; Viridiplantae; Streptophyta; Magnoliopsida; Poales; Poaceae. Bases 1 to 669 code for a protein of 222 amino acids. Gene Ontology annotation, molecular function: DNA-binding transcription factor activity; DNA binding. The record is from RefSeq and is a predicted model, not a curated record. Gene Ontology annotation, biological process: regulation of DNA-templated transcription. The transcript has a single exon.